UCUGAGUCGAGAAGACACGUCUAUAACAAAAUUAUGGCCAUGGUAUGUUUAAAUUUGAUCUUGUGUUUUGAUCUUUGGUUUUUCGCGUGUUUUUAGGGUUCUAAUUUGUUUUAUGUGUUGUUAUAUGUGUGUUAGAUGUCCGAUGAUGCGACUGAAGAUGUCGCAUUAACGUUUGGGGAAGAUGAUUUAGAUCCCAAGAGGCGAAGACUUAGGUUUGUACAUAAUAGGUGGUAGUUGUUAUUAAUUUAAUAGUCCAUGGGUGUACCCACUGGUAGUAUGGGUGGAGGGGGGCUGGCACAGUUGUUAAUGCAUGUCCCUGUCAGUUCUGCAUUGAGAUUUGAGUCUUGCAAUGUGCAGUUGGAUAAUGGAUUGUAAUUUUGCCAAAGAGGUUUGGAACUGAGAUCUGGUACCCCUAUUGUGCAUUGCAAGAAAUUGAAUCCCAGCAACAACAGUGAUACUGCAUAUGCAGGGCCACUUAAAGGGUGGGGCACUUUGUCCCGGGGCCCCCAGCUCAAAAGGGAAUAUAAAUCCUAGCUGCAUUAGUGCUGAACAAAAUGCAGUAAAGUGUAAUAUAUUGUAAAGCACUGCUUCUCCGGUUUUACAAUUAUGACCCCCUACACGGCCCCCUGGUAAGUUUUUCCACAUAAUUCGACUUACGUAUAUUUCUUCUAGACAUCCAGUCACAGUGGUGUUCCAUCUUACGUUCAGAAUCCUCGCCAUUGUUGUUUACUUGUUGUGUGGUUGGUUUAGUAACAGUUUUGUGACAAGUUUUGUCGUAAUUGUUGUUCUGUUGUCCAUCGACUUCUGGACGGUAAAGAACAUCUCUGGAAGAUUACUGGUUGGCCUCAGAUGGUGGAAUUACGUAGAUGAAGAUGGUGAAAGUCACUGGGUCUUUGAAUCACACAAGGUUAAAACCUCCUGUCCAGUUCUUUUGAAAGACAGCUACCUGCACAAUCUCCCAACCAAAAAAACUUACAUCAACUCUUUAGGGCAAAUAUAGUAGUAAAGCAAUAAAUAAAUAGCCCUUGGAAAAUCUACAACGACCCCUGCCAGAUAAGCUAGGAACACCAGGCACGGAUUUUCUGGGGGUGCACCCCCCCCAGAAAUGAUUUGCACAUCCCCCCCCCCUCCAAGAGGCAUUUGGCACCGCCCCCAAAAGUUUUUGCACCCCCGCAAAUUAUAUAUAUAUUGAUUUGAUAGUUUCAUACUUGAUUAUUCUUACUACUAAAUUUGUAAAAUUACCAAUAUUAUGGUCUCAGAUCUCACCAUGCAGGCCUAGAAAACAAAUUUUGUUAAACAUUUUCCUUGGCCUUUCCGGGUGCCCCGGCCAAAGCAAGCAGCAGCACCCCACCCCCCAGAUAUUUAUCCACCACCCCCCGAACGAAAAUAUGAAAAUCCGUCUCUGAGGAACACACCCCUGUUUAACCCAUUAAACAGGGUUUUUUAUAUGGCCCCAAAAGCGCAAAACUUGAAUUGAGUUUUGAAACUCAAUCGUCAAAAGUUUCAGUGCAAUAAAAAUGAAGUUUGAGUUAAAAUUGUGAUUUGGAAAUAAUUUUUCCUGUCAGAAACACAACAAAGUAGGAAAAACCGAACAUACCGCCUACAGUUCGAGCUGUUCUAAAACCAUGCAUGUAAGGGCUGAAUUGUGAAACGUCCGGGGCCUUCAUUCCUGGACACCCAAGUUCCACCCUGCCCUCCCCAUCAGCUGGUGGGGGGGGGGGGGCAGCCACCCCAGUUCCCAAACUGAUUUGGUAAACUCGAUCGUCUGUAAAAAUGGACCUAGCAAAAAAUUCCAGAAAAAAAUCCUAUUAGUGUGGAAGACUCUCCCCUUGAUUAGUAAAAUCUAUCCCAUACACAAGGAAAGCAGAGUCCUGGUACACUCACCCUUCUCAUAUACAACUGUGGUGAAAUUAUACAACUAUGUGUUCAUAUUUUAUUUGCUUAGAAUAAGAAUGUAUCUGCAUUAGAAUCUCGAGUAUUCUGGCUUGGUUUAGUCAUCACUCCGAUCAUAUGGAUAUUUUUAUUGAUUACGUCAUUAAUCUCUUUGAAAUUUCAGUGGAUGGUAAGUAGAAAGAAGUCGUGGCGCUUGGAACGUUGCAAUGUGUGGUGCCACUUACCUAGCAACCUGGGCUGCGGUCAGGCUUUUAGAUCUGUCAGUAUACCAAAAUUGGACGCCCUCUUUCAGAAUCCUGACUAAAAGCCUGGCAACAGUGCAAACCUAUUAUUUGCAAAAGUUAGCUGAUCAGAUGAGAGUUGAGAAAACUCUCAUGCAAACUCUCGCUUCUCAACUCUCAUUAACUCUCAUGCAACUCUUGUUCUCAUUUGACCGGGACAUGAGAGUUGAGAAAACUCUCGUGCAAACUCUCGCUUCUCAACUCUCAUUAACUCUCAUGCAACUCUUGUUCUCGUUUGACCGGGGCAUGAGAGUUGAGAAAACUCUCGUGCAAACUCUCGCUUCUCAACUCUCAUUAACUCUCAUGCAACUCUUGUUCUCGUUUGACCGGGACAUGAGAGUUGAGAAAACUCUCAUGCAAACUCUCGCUUCUCAACUCUCAUUAACUCUCAUGCAACUCUUGUUCUCGUUUGACCGGGGCAUGAGAGUUGAGAAAACUCUCGUGCAAACUCUCGCUUCUCAACUCUCAUUAACUCUCAUGCAACUCUUGUUCUCGUUUGACCGGGACAUGAGAGUUGAGAAAACUCUCAUGCAAACUCUCGCUUCUCAACUCUCAUUAACUCUCAUGCAACUCUUGUUCUCGUUUGACCGGGGCAUGAGAGUUGAGAAAACUCUCGUGCAAACUCUCGCUUCUCAACUCUCAUUAACUCUCAUGCAACUCUUGUUCUCGUUUGACCGGGACAUGAGAGUUGAGAAAACUCUCAUGCAAACUCUCGCUUCUCAACUCUCAUUAACUCUCAUGCAACUCUUGUUCUCGUUUGACCGGGGCAUGAGAGUUGAGAAAACUCUCGUGCAAACUCUCGCUUCUCAACUCUCAUGCAACUCUUGUUCUCGUUUGACCGGGACAUGAGAGUUGAGAAAACUCUCAUGCAAACUCUUGCUUCUCAACUCUCAUCAACUCUCAUGCAACUCUUGUUCUCGUUUGACCGGGGCAUGAGAGUUGAGAAAACUCUCAUGCAAACUCUCGUUUCUCAACUCUCAUGCAAACUCUCGCUUCUCAACUCUCAUCCUCGUUAAUUGACCAAAGCUUUACUUGUGUUUCAGAUCAUUGUAAUCGUGGCGCUAAGUUUAAAUUCCGCGAAUCUCUUCGGCUACAUAAAGUGCAAGAAAGAUGCGUCAAAGAAAUUAAAAAGCAUGGCUGGAAACUUCCUGGGACAGCAACUGUUAAAACAGGUAAAGAUACUGUAGUACGGAGUAGGAUGAUAAUGGAAGGAUUUUUGUAGAUUGAAAUUUCUAGCUUGUACAUAAUCUUGAGCCUCUACCAUUGAAAUGCCUCUACUGAGUUUUCAAUUCUUUUAGGCAAUGGCUUCAACCGAAGAAAAUCAACAAUAAGCAAAGAAUGAAAUACUGUUCUGUACUGACACAUUAAUCAAUGAGAUCCGAUAUUGCAUGGCCAAGUUGCCUGGUGAUGUGUGAAAGAAACCGAGUGUUUAUGUCAAAAUCACACACAAAAAGUGUGCACAAUGUAUUUAAGAAUAGCUAUUUCUUAAUUUCUUUAUUUAUAUGGAAUACCAGUGAUUCAACGUGAAAUAUGAACGGUAAAAUUAGCCCAUUUCUUCACAGAGGUCACCAGUGGGCUACAUAUAACCAAGGUGGAAAAAAGCGAAGCCAAUAUGUGGUUAAUAGACAGUUUAGCAAGCACACUGAAUCUCAUGUACAGUACGACUAUAAAUUACACUAUACCAGAUAGCAUUGCUCUGUAUUGAAUCAUUUUUUGUGUAUCUUACAUCGUCUCUUUGCUUUGCAAAAACAAAACUGAACAUAACACGUUGUUUAUACCCAACUGCAAACUCUCUAAAAUCAACUUCACUAUAAUGUACCUUUCGGCUGCGUUUACAACGUGAACCUGAUAACUUUCCGUAGCGACGUGAAAAAACACGUAUCCGUACCUUUUAGGAACGCUAUUUUCAGAGGAAUUAUUGCAACGGAGAGAUGUUGUUUCGCUCAGCUUCUGAAAGUUGUACAUUCCGUAUCGGAUAGGCGCUUUUUCGCGCCGCUACGGAAAGUUAUCCGAUAUACUAGUGGAAACGUAGCCUUAUGUCCUGUUAUCAUCUGUGUGUCCCGAAACCAAGAAGUCGUCAAGUCGCCAUUUCCACUCAAGAAAAAUUUCCACGGACAGAAAAUUUUCCGAAAAUAUCAUUGUUAAAAGUUGAAAAUUUUCAACUUCAAAAUUUUUUUCCGACUGAAAAUUUGUGUCGGCCAAUAUCACAAUAUACAAAAUUUUCUCUCUGCGGAAAAUUUUCUUGGAAAUGGGCCUUUAUAUGCAACUGCAUAUCUCAAACGUGGUGGUCCAGUAUAGUUAGUAUUAUACAAUAAGCUGCCGUGGUUUGUGUCCGAACUAGUUGUAGUUAAAACGCACAAGUUGUAACAAACCUGCAGCAGACUUGUAGCAAUAUGCUGGUCCAACAACUUGUCAACAAGAUGUAUUCGCAACUUGCUACAAGGUUGUUGAGCUCAACAGACUUGUUACAACUUGUUAUCGUCCUGCAAUUCACCAAUUUGUCAACGACUUGCGAGUGACAAUAUUGUAGCAACUUGAUGAAAUAACAACACUGUUGCAACUUGUUGACAAGCUUGUUGCGAGAUUUUUCCGUGUGUAGUUGUAGUUGGUUAAUGCUGGUCCAACAACUUGUCAACAAGAUGUAUUCGCACAGCUUGUUGACACAACCUUGCUACAAGGUUGCUGAGCUCAACAGACUUGUUACAAAGUUGUUCCAACAACUUGUUAUCGUCCUGCAAUUCAUCAAUUUGUCAACAAAUUGUGAGUGACAACCUUGUAGCAACUUAAUAAAAUGAUAGCAUUGCCACAACUUGUUGACAAGGUUGCUACAAGCCUGUUACGAACACAUCUUGUCGACAAGUUGCGAGAUUUUUACGUCGGUGCGCCACUACGAAUUUUGAUAUUAUUAAAGUUAUGAAUUUUGUUCAGAGGCACUAUCAGUGAGCCAUGACACAAACCACGGCAGCUUAUUGUAGAACACUAGCUAUACUGGUCUACCACGUUUGGAGUGCAACCCGACUUACAUAUAACGCAUAGCCAUAGAACCGUCUUCAACCAUCUAUAUGCAAGCAUCGCUAAAAAGGCUGCCAUUUUCCUAAGAUAGUGUCUUUAAUAGCAUCUACGUACUGCGCGGGUACCCAAUACACCCAAUACCGUGACGCUUCCGUAGGACCAAGUUGGAUCGCCUAAAUAAACAAUUCAG
Molecule: messenger RNA, 5376 nt
Organism: Paramuricea clavata
Lineage: Eukaryota; Metazoa; Cnidaria; Anthozoa; Malacalcyonacea; Plexauridae
Source: the annotation of a GenBank genome assembly